AUGUCUCGUGCUCGCGGCACAAUUAAAUCUCGUGCUCGUGACACGUCCAAGUCUCGUGCUCUUGGCACAAUUAAAUCUCGUGCUCGUGGCACGAUCAAGCAUCGUGCUCUUGGCACAAUUAAAUCUCAUGCUCGUGACACGCUUGAGUCUCGUGCUCGUGGCACAAUUAAAUCUCGUGCUCGUGGCACGAUCAAAUCUCGUGCUCGUGACACGUCCAAGUCUCGUGCUCGUGACACGUUCAAGUCUCUUGCUCAUGACAUGCUCAAGUCUCAUGCUCGUGAUACGUUCAAGUCUCGUGCUCGUGACACGUUCAAGUCUCGUGCUCUUGGCACAAUUAAAUCUCAUGCUCGUGGCACGUUCAAGCAUCGUGCUCUUGGCACAAUUAAAUCUCAUGCUCGUGACACACUUGAGUCUCGUGCUCGUGGCACAAUUAAAUCUCGUGCUCGUGGCACGAUCAAAUCUCGUGCUCGUGACACGUCCAAGUCUCGUGCUCGUGACACGUUCAAGUCUCUUGCUCAUGACAUGCUCAAGUCUCAUGCUCGUGAUACGUUCAAGUCUCGUGCUCGUGACACGUUCAAGUCUCGUGCUCUUGGCACAAUUAAAUCUCAUGCUCGUGGCACGUUCAAGCAUCGUGCUCUUGGCACAAUUAAAUCUCAUGCUCGUGACACACUUGAGUCUCGUGUUUGUGGCACAAUUACAUCUCGUGCUCGUGACACGCUUGAGUUUCGUGUUCAUGACACAUUCUAUGCCUUGUGCACGUGA
Molecule: messenger RNA, 762 nt
Organism: Camelina sativa (false flax)
Lineage: Eukaryota; Viridiplantae; Streptophyta; Magnoliopsida; Brassicales; Brassicaceae
Source: RefSeq, a predicted model, not a curated record